Neolamprologus brichardi is the source of this 1152-nucleotide messenger RNA. The record is from RefSeq and is a predicted model, not a curated record. Lineage: Eukaryota; Metazoa; Chordata; Actinopteri; Cichliformes; Cichlidae.
UCCUCCUCAGAGAUGCCUUUCCCGUCCUGGUCCCCGCUCUUCCUCCUCUUCCUGACUCCAAAGGCGUGGAGCUACGAGGCCCCUGAAGACAAACAGGACGUGUUUGCCAGAACGGCGUGUCCCGCCUUCCUGACCUUCACCAACGCGGCCUACCUGUCAGGAGUCACCGUGGAGCUGCCCUGCCUCUGCAAACCAGAGCAGGUCCAGUCGGUCGUCUGGUUUUUCCGGAAACAUCUGGAACGAUCAGCGGACGCCAAAGCGCUGACUGAUCACCACGGCAACCACCUGCUCGAUCCCAGCCAGGUCCCUCACAGCGGAGACCUGCGGAGUCGCUUCUCCAUCCGACUCUUCAGCCUGCUGAUCUUCAGAGCUGGGCCCGACGACGCAGGCAUCUACAUCUGUGGCUCCGCCCACAAAGACUUCUUCUAUGGUUACGACCUGGACGUCCAGGAGUCUCUUCACUCUCACCUGUUUCCUGUCGGUCAUGCUGUUCUUCUGUACGUGUCACUUCCUGUCAUGGAUAAAGUUUUGUUUGUGGCGACCCUCGUGCGCUCUCGCCUGUCGUCUCCGACACGUGGACACGUGGUCGCCCUGCUUGGAACCACAGAUUCUGCCUCACUGCCAACCGGGCUACCUCUGUACUACCUGACCCAUCCCGACGGGCAGGUCCUCACCCUGGGCUGUCCCGGGGCGCGCCCUGACAUGGCGGUCGCCUGGGACCGAGGGAACGAACCCAUCUACAGGUCUGAGCACUCUUCAGGCGCCGGCGCAGACGCCAGACUGCUCAUAGACACCGGGCACCACCUGCUGUUCCAGCCGGCUCAAACGCAGGACUCAGGUGUGUAUUACUGCUGGCUGCACGGGCGCCGUGCGGCAGAGAUCCACCUCCUCGUGCACCCCCACUUUGGCAGCCAGUCGCUUCUGUCGCAUCCCGACUUUCCGGCCGCCGUGCAGACCGUGCUGGGAUCGUAUGCCGCCAUGACGACUGUGUUUUUCCUGCUGAUGCUGGGCCGAGCUGUGCUGAGACACCGCAGAGAGCGAGGCCACGUGGACUGAAGGCAGCGAGGGUUAGACUCUGUGUGGCCACGUGUGCGAUCCUGCUGUGAUCACAUCCUCAUUAAAACUCUGACUUUAUUACGCUGACAUAAAAAA